Molecule: messenger RNA, 5304 nt
Organism: Lonchura striata (white-rumped munia)
Lineage: Eukaryota; Metazoa; Chordata; Aves; Passeriformes; Estrildidae
Gene: PHF6
Product: PHD finger protein 6
Cellular component (GO): nucleus
Molecular function (GO): histone binding; histone deacetylase binding
Source: RefSeq, a predicted model, not a curated record
GUGCGCUCGGCGGCGGCGGCGGCGGCGCGUCCCGAGCCCCGAAUGAACGCGCCGGUCCCGGCGGGCGAGCGGCCCUGAGCGACCCGCGAGCGGGGACGGGCCGUGCCGAGCGGCUCCUCCGCCCGCGCCCCGCCCGCCGCACGGCAUUGAGAGGAUUGCAGUGGCAUUGUAAGGUCAUUUAAAAUCAUGACAAGCUCAGUCGGACAGAAGAAAGUCUCCUCCAGACAAAGGAAGUGUGGGUUCUGUCGGUCGAAUAAAGAUAACGAAUGUGGGCAGUUGCUGAUGUCGGAGAACCAGAAGGUGGCGGCACAUCACAAGUGUAUGCUGUUCUCAUCUGCACUGGUUUCUUCACACACUGAUAAUGAGAGUCUUGGUGGAUUCUCUAUUGAAGAUAUUCAGAAAGAAAUAAAGAGAGGCACAAAACUGAUGUGCUCUUUGUGCCACUGUCCUGGAGCGACCAUUGGCUGUGAUGUGAAAACGUGUCACAAGACAUAUCACUACUACUGUGCUUUGCAUGAUAAAGCUCAGAUAAGAGAGAAACCUUCACAAGGCAUUUACAUGAUUUUAUGUCGAAAACACAAGAAAACUACGCAUAACUCUGAAGCAGAUUUAGAAGAAAAUAUCAAUGAACAUGAAUUGGAGCCUUCACCUCCCAAAGGAAAAAGGAGGGGUCGUAAGGGAAAGCCAAGAAAAACAAAUUUAAAAGGGCAAUCAGAAGAUACUAGAUCUACAUCCUCACACGGCACAGAUGAAAUAGAAAGCAGUUCCUAUAGAGACAGGUCUCCCCACAGAAGCAGCCCCAGUGAUACAAAACCUAAAUGUGGAUUCUGUCAUGCAGGUGAAGAAGAAAAUGAAGCUAGAGGAAAGCUUCAUAUAUUUAAUGCCAAAAAGGCUGCAGCACACUAUAAGUGCAUGUUGUUCUCUUCUGGCACUGUCCAGCUAACAACAACUUCAAGGGCAGAAUUUGGUGAUUUUGAUAUCAAAACUGUACUUCAAGAAAUCAAGAGAGGAAAAAGAAUGAAAUGCACACUCUGCAGCCAGCCUGGUGCUACUAUUGGGUGUGAAAUCAAAGCCUGCAUAAAAACAUACCAUUACCACUGUGGAGUAGAAGACAAAGCUAAAUACAUUGAGAACAUGUCACGAGGAAUUUAUAAACUCUAUUGUAAAAACCAUAGUGGAAAUGAUGAAAGAGAUGAAGAGGAUGAAGAAAGAGAAAGCAAAAGCCGUGGCAAAUCAGGCACUGACCAUAAUGACAUUCCUCAGCAGCAGCUCAAUGGAAACUAGGUUCAAGGGACAGAGUUAUAGAACUGGGAAUGGCUAAGACAUCAUAACUACUAAUUCUUUUAAAUUGUUUUCUAAAAAUCAGAAAAGGGUUAGUAACUUUUUACUACCCAACUCUGUUAGAAAUUUCAUUGAACUGCCUGAAACGUUCAUGUGUGUGAGCCUUCAGUAAGUGGCAGAGUUUUACAUGUCAAUAUUAUGUAGUUUGUAGUCUGCAGUGUCUGGAAAAAAUGAAACACUAUAUAAAUGAUAUGUAAUAUGUACAGUGUCAAAAGUUAAGGCAGACAUUGAAAUGAAGUAAGAUCUAUAUUUCUGGACUGAAUAAAAACUUUAAGAUUUGGAAUGUGUAAGUUGUUUAGUGGAUUCACACAAUGAGGGAAGGUCUUAGCUAGUUUAAUUAACAACCUGGACAAGUCCAUGAUGGCAACAAGCUGGUACUUUGUGAAUUUUGCAUUUUCUUCCUGCACAAGUUCCGGAGGCUGUACAUGGCAGAGCCGUGCUGUUUUUGCUUGGGAAGCACCCAGUAGGAAAGGACUCAGUGUACACGAAGCACGCUUGAACAUUUCAGGUUGUUCCUGUUGUGAUUGCUCAUUCCGCCCGGCAUUGUUUGCGGGAGAUUUACUUGAGCAGCUGUUGGUUCUGAGCUGUGAGCUUUAGAACUCAUGCCAAAGGGCUGUAGUUCAUUCUUUCCCCAAAAAUCCACCUCUUUCUGUGUCCUGAUUUACAAAGAACACUUCACCAAGUGUGAUUAAAACUCUACUAUACAAAUGUUUGGACUUUGCAGCCCAAUCUCUUUUACUUCAGAGAGUUACAACUCUUAACUCACUAUGGAAUUUAGCCACCAUAUCUGACGUCCAUACCUCAGGUGUUCUCUGUUGUGUGGAACACUUCAUGUUUUGUCAAGAAUGUGCAUAAAGGUCCCAUAUUCUGUAAGAAGAAUGAGGAAACAACCUUUUUUGCUAGAUUGGUAUUUAUUUUUUAAUCAUAUGACCACUAUAUGGGAAAGUUCGCGUAUCAUCCUUAUUGUUUUAGUGAUUUUUUUUCCUUUCUCUGUCAACUCAACAAUCACAUCAUAGAAUUCUACUUGCUAGAAUUUGAUGUUCCUUGAGGGAACGCUCAGAUCUAGGCUAUACCAAACCUAACAGAACAGUCCUCUGACUGCUUUCAAAACACCUUGUCAUUUUUAAUGGCUACUGGCUUCAAUUGGUCUGUUAAAGCACAUCCUCAGACUUGCUUAAAUAAAACCAAAAAGCUGAAUCUAGUCCACAUGUUUGUCUGUUGCUACUGUAUCACCUUAUUGUUUGUUUAGGGUUUUGACUUGUUUCACUCUGAACUCCCAACAAAACUUCUGGAUUUGAAGGAAGGAAACAAGCAAAAGACACUGAUUUGACUAUAAACUGCUACAGUUCUUCUGUGAUUGGUAUUGCAAAAACGGUUCAUUUGUAACAUGAGUUUCUGUAGCAUUUUUUACUUGUAUUUUUAAGACUUAACGUGUGUCAUUUGUCUUCUUAUGCAUUCCCUUAAUGUCUUGAGGGACUCAAUUACUGUAUAUUGGAGUUUCUAACAUUUUACCUGUUAGAAUUCAAUCAAUUCUGUUUGCUUUCCUGGAGAAUAAUCCCAUUUGGAAAGAAAUAUUGCUGUGUACAGAAAAUAUUCAGUUACUGCUCUAAACAUGAUGCCAUUGCUCAUUUUUAUUUUGUAUUUGUAACUUUCAAAAUUAAAAGCGUGACUUGAAUUGCAAUGACAGAUGGAUUAUUGAAAUUGUCUAUCAAGGUGUUUUGUUUCUCCUAGAACAUGGAACAUUUUUCAGCCACUCAGAACAGUAUUAGAAUGCAAAAUAGCAUCCUUCAAUAUUUAAAUUGCUUCAGUUUGUGCCUCAGCCAUGGCCCUCCCAUGGAAAAAAGGCACUUUGUUUGCAGCUACUGUAUUUAACUAAGUUUGCAUGGGGUAGAUCUGCCAGCAUACUGACUGUACUUGAGACUGAGCUCUAAUUCAUUGUGUCAGUGGCUUAGUAUAAUAUUCAGUCCAAUAACUCACCUGUUAUGGAUAAAUUAACCCAUACCUUGCCUCAAAGAACCAGAACAGCACUUUACCUUCGGGUAGCAGAAAAGCGAGUGGCUGGUUUCCCUGUUACCCCUGAGUGCUGAAAUGGCCUGGUGAAACUGUCAUCAAUUCCGAAUUCAUGGAAACAAAGUCAAAAGCAAAAAUCUUUUCUUACAAGCCUCAAAUUUGUCAUAACUGACUUCAACUCAUGUAUGCUGGGUAAAAGUGCCUUACAAUGUAAAAAUUGUAUUUAUAUGUUCCCAAGUAGCAUCACCUGCUGGGGAGUAAUUCUGGUGUGGUGUUAAUAUUUAGAAGAAAUGUACCUCAGCAGUGUAUUUACUGUACAUCUCUUACGUCCUUAAUUGUAGUUUUAAAAAGCAUGACAAUGUAUCAUAGUAUAUAACAUUUACAUCAUUUUUUUAAAAGACAAAAUACUGCCAUUACUGUCUUUUUAUGUGUAUUUUAGCUUGGAAUUUCAGACAGUCUGUCUGAAUUUUUGGGGGUUUGUUUUGGUUUGCAGGUUUUGGGAUUUUUUUUUUCUUUUUUUUUUUUUUUUUGUUAAAGCAAUGUAAUCUUUGCAAGCAUAUAUUGAAGAUUAUUCUGGAGCAUCUACUGCCUUCCCAGAAAUGUUAGAAGUAAUGACAGUGCUCUAUAGGUGAACUAGAUAUGUUUAAAUUAGCUAGUUAAAUUAAUACAGUCAAUUCGUUACUGAGAUUUUUUUUUUUACUAGGCACCUUCUGCUUUCAUCUCACAAUCAGAGAAUUCAACGUCAUGAAUUCAACAAAACUUGUCUUAAAAACUGGUUUCACUUUAAUUUUUUAAAUUUUAUUUUAUUAUUGUUACUUUUUGCCUUUGGGCAUUUCUUUUGCUCACAAGAGGAUUGUGUGCUGUUUAAGAUGCCUGGAACCCUCUGAGAAGGGAGUUUUCUCCCCAGCUCCCUGCACCUCUUUAUUAAGAGAUCUUCUCAACUCACUGUGGUCUCACAGAUCUGUGGUUCUGCUAUUCCCAGAAGGACUGUGCCAAGGAAGGACAGGCAUCACAAGGAUCCUGUUCAAAUACCUUGAGGAUACAGCUGGUGUCCCAAGGUGAAACCCCAGAGCAGUGGGCUGUGCUGUCCAGGGCAGGGGGAAAGGGCUGGAUCAGUGUCAGUGCAGCUCCCGAGCAUGAGGUGAGCAGAACAUCUGCUCCUUCAGCACAGGCUGCUCCACAGGAGGUUCUGUGAUAAGGCUCCAGUAGGGGCCACACCUACACUCCACAACAUCCCAGCUUUAGGUACAAAGAGCUGUGCUGAUCUACCGUGGCUUGAGCCUGCCAAAUCUGACCCUAAAAUGUAGUAUAACAGAAGAGAGUUUGCCUCUUACUCCUGCCUAUAGGAAAACGAACUUCAUGCUAAAACUGAGUGAAAAAUGAAGAGAUGAUAAUUUAUUUGAAAUAUCAGACUUAUCUGGCAGGUGAUAAUCAGUGCAUUCCAAAAAUAUUAAUACGCUGAAUCAGAUUGACAAGAAAAUUAAUCCUCAUUAGAUUAAAUUAAUCUGAAGAGAACUGAAAGUGCAUGAUAGCAAUUAGUAACUCUUCUUCCAUGUCACCAGACUCAGAUUCCACUAUAUUAGUGAUGGAGGUGAAAAAACAGAACACAGCCCUUGAUUUCUAUACUUGGUGAAGCAGUUCCUAUACAUGCAUAUGUAUGCACAGCCAUUAGUCUGCAGUGACAUCUCAGCCCUUAACGGAUCCUGGAGAGCUGUUGCUUGUCAAAGCACUCAGGUUAGGCCAAUGUUUGCAGCUUUUGCUCUAGCAUAUAUUGACAUUAGGUGUAAAGACAAGGAAUGUAUGGAAGAGGGUAAAUGCAUUCCUAUCUACAAUGUUAUGUAUAUUUUGUUCCUGUUAUAUUGGCUUUACUUCCAAAGUUGUAGUUUGCAGUAUUAGUUUCUUUUUAUUGGUAUCCUUGCAUAUAUAUAUUCAAUAAAUGAGUUAUGAAUUCCA